AGCGACCAAAGUAAUCACCUGUGCGACUCAGUUUUGUGGAGUCACCGCGCCGCUAUCUGCAAUAAAUACAGCUGUUAUGCAGUCCGAUUAGAACUAUUAACAUUUUUCAGUCGACCGGAGCAGACGAAUUUCUUCAGCUCUCCCCACUGAUAACGCAGUUCUGGUCAAAUCAUCAUUCGAGCGUAUUUGUGACCUCUGGAAUGGCUGCUAAGAAACUAGAUGCCAUCAUUUUUGGGGCCACCGGCUUCACCGGCAAGUACACGGUACUGGAGGCAGUCAGUGUGCUGAAGGGCCUGAGCUGGGGCAUCGCCGGUCGCAACCAGGAUAAGCUGCAGGCGGUGCUCCGCGAGAUGGGGGCAAAGUCCAAGACGGACCUCUCCCAAACGCCCAUCGUCAUCGCGGAUGUGAACAACGAGGCGUCGCUGCUGGAGAUGGCCAAGCGCUGCCGGAUCGUGGUCAACACCGCGGGACCGUACCGUUUCUUUGGCGAGAAGGUGGUCAAGGCCUGCAUAGAUGCAGGCACCCACCACGUGGAUGUUAGCGGGGAGCCGCAGUACAUGGAGACGAUGCAGCUGCGCUACAACGAUCUCGCCAGGGAGCGUGGCGUAUACGUGAUCAGCGCCUGCGGCUUCGAUUCCAUUCCCGCCGACAUGGGCGUCACCUUCAUCGAGAAGAACUUUGACGGCGUCGUCAACUCGGUGGAGAACUUUGUUCACAUGGGCGUCAAGGGCGGCACCAAGGGCACGGGAAGUGCAGCCCUGAACACGGGCACCUGGGAGAGCGCCAUUUACGCCAUCGCCAACCGGAGUGAGUCCGUAGACAUCCGGCGGAAACUCUUCCCCGAGCGCCUGCCCAAGUUCCAGCCAGCCCUGAAGGCCCGUUCUCCGCUGUCCCGUGCCGCGGAGGUAGACAACAAGGUGAUCCUGCCCUUCCCGGAGACGGAUCGAUCGGUGGUAAUGCGCUCACAACGGUUCCUAUAUGAGCAGGACAAGAAGCGCCCUGUCCAGAUGCAAGCGUACAUGACAUAUCCAUCCUGGUUCGCUGCCAGCGUUGUAGUGCUCUUUGCCGCCGUCAUUGGGAUAAUGGCUAAGUUCUCCUUUGGCCGCGAACUACUCCUCAAGUAUCCCGGCAUCUUCUCCGGCGGCAUGGCCUCCCGAGAGGGUCCGAGCGAGGCGCGGAUGGAGCGUUCGUUCUUCCGGAUGACCAUGAAGGCCACUGGAUGGCCCAAGUCUGAGCAGCUAGCCGAGACCACGGAUCAGUAUAGCAGCCCGCCCACCAAGACGCUAACCGUCAGGGUUACAGGUCCCAAUCCCGGCUACGGAUCCACCUGCGUGGCUCUGCUUUCCACGGCAAAGACCAUCCUUAACGAAAGCGACAAGAUGCCGAGCACGGGUGGAGUUUUGCCCCCUGGGGCUGCCUUCCGCGCAACCAGUCUCAUCAGCGAGCUGGAGAAGUACGAGCACGGCAUCAAGUUCGAGAUUGUUGCCAAUAAGUAAAUGAAAUUAAAUUUGUAAAGGAAGCGCCAUACAAUAAAGGAUACUACUUGCUGUUUUAAAUAAGUUA
This is a messenger RNA of Drosophila kikkawai, 1563 nucleotides long. RefSeq names its product saccharopine dehydrogenase-like oxidoreductase. Gene Ontology annotation, cellular component: mitochondrion; lipid droplet; plasma membrane. The record is from RefSeq and is a predicted model, not a curated record. Lineage: Eukaryota; Metazoa; Arthropoda; Insecta; Diptera; Drosophilidae. Gene Ontology annotation, biological process: glycolipid biosynthetic process.